Grus americana (Whooping crane) is the source of this 797-nucleotide messenger RNA. RefSeq names its product SPT4 homolog, DSIF elongation factor subunit (gene SUPT4H1). Gene Ontology annotation, molecular function: RNA polymerase II complex binding; zinc ion binding. The transcript has 5 exons. Gene Ontology annotation, biological process: positive regulation of DNA-templated transcription, elongation; mRNA processing; chromatin organization. Gene Ontology annotation, cellular component: nucleus; DSIF complex. The coding region runs from base 92 to 445 and encodes 117 amino acids. Lineage: Eukaryota; Metazoa; Chordata; Aves; Gruiformes; Gruidae. The record is from RefSeq and is a predicted model, not a curated record.
GGCAGGGCCCAGCCGCCUCCGCCGCCGCUGCCAGGCCUGGCCCGGCCCCGCUCUGCGCCUGCGCGGCGGCAGCGUGGGCGGCGGCGGCGCGAUGGCGCUGGAGACCGUCCCCAAGGACCUGCGGCACCUCCGCGCCUGCCUGCUCUGCUCCCUCGUCAAGACCAUCGAGCAGUUCGAGUACGACGGCUGCGACAACUGCGAUGCCUACCUGCAGAUGAAGGGCAACCGGGAGAUGGUCUACGACUGCACCAGCUCCUCCUUCGACGGGAUCAUCGCGAUGAUGAGCCCUGAGGACAGCUGGGUCUCCAAGUGGCAGCGAAUCAGUAACUUCAAGCCGGGUGUCUACGCAGUGUCUGUGACGGGCCGCCUGCCCCAAGGGAUUGUCCGAGAGCUGAAGAGCCGUGGCGUGGCCUACAAGUCCCGAGACACAGCUAUAAAAACCUAAGGGGCUCUUGUGCUGCCUGGAGGAUUCCCCGGUGCUGCAUUCGGAGAGGCAGCGGGCACAUGGGGCACAGCUCCGAAACGUUUUAGAUUUAGCAUGUGGGAAAGUGAGCCUGGACUCGGGGGGGAGCUUGCUGACUUGGCUCCUCUUGCUCAAUCCCUCUGGACUCUGCCGUACCGUGGUCUGCCCACACAGGCCACAGAGAUUUUUUUUGAGCCUUGACAAGGGGGAGGGCGGGAGUACGUCUGGGAAAGCAGUGUGUAAUGGUGAUGUGCAAGAUUUUUACAGUUGGUGUGGGAAAGAGGAGAGCUGGGCUAUAGCUGUGUAAAUAUUUCAAUAAAACAUGCUUCCUGGA